CCGCUACCCCCAACCUCCCAACCAUAUCCUCACACGUGUCCCACCCUGACUCACCCUCACCUAUAUCCCCCGGUCAUCCUAUCAAACCCGCUCUCUCUUUUUUUCAGCUUCACAAUUGCAAGUUGCAACCUCACCUAACCCUUAACAUUUCUCUGAUACACGAAAAUUUCAACCAAAGCAAAAAGAAGAAAAGAAAACCUAGUAGACACCGACGACGCGGAAGCUUUCCUCGAAAUAUCCGAUCUAUUUCGCGUCUAACAUAUCAGAACCUGAUGUCAAGAAAGAUUGAAUUCUGUUUAGAAAUAAAUAUAGCACCUAAGUUUAUUUGCUGAUCUUUUUUUUCGUAACACCCAGAGGAAAUUUUUUGGUCAGAUUGGCCUAAUCUGGGUUCUGAUUCAUAGAUCUAACCGUUAGUUUAAUUCAUUAAAAUGAGUCGUCCACAUGACUUACCCCAUCCCUUCUUCCAUUUUGGAAAUCCUUUCCGGAUGAUAUCACCCAAGGGUUCCAAUUUGUCUAAAAGGCUUCUUUUACUGUUGAAUAAUUUUGAGGAAACCUUGGCAGGGAGGCUGAAAAAGCUUAACCCAAAGGACAAGGAUGGAGUCCUCAGCUUAUCAUGGAUGAAAUUAGCGAUGCUCUCGCUUUGUGAAACUCAUAAUGACAUAAAAACCCUCAUAACUGAGCUUGAACUCCCAGUGUGCGACUGGGAUGAGAAAUGGAUAGAUGCAUACUUGGACAUCAGCGUGAAUUUGCUCGAUAUAUGCAAUUCUUUUAGCUCUGAAAUCUCAAGGUUGAAUCAGGGCCAUCUCUUGCUUCAGUGUGUGCUGCACAAUUUGGAUUCCAGCUCUUCAAAGCAGUUUAUCAAGGCUCGAUCUUCACUUGAUGCAUGGAGACAGCAUAUUAGCUCAAAGAACCCUAGAGUUGAAAACUGUUCGACCAUUUUGAACAAGCUUGUGGAAUCACUCGAUCUUCCCAAGGUUAAGAACUCAGCCAAAGGGAAGGUUUUAAUGCGUGCUAUGUAUGGGGUUAAGGUGGAGACGGUAUUUAUCUGCAGUGUCUUUGCUUCAGCCUUCUCUGGUUCUGCAAGAAAAUUGUUUGAUUUGAAUGUUGAUGACAAAUAUAUGUGGGCUCAAGCUUUUACCGGUUUGCAAACUAGCAUUAAUAGUGAAAUUAGAAAUUUAUAUUCAAGUGGAAGAUUUACAGUUUUGAAAGAGCUCGAAGCAGUUGAUACAAGUGUAAAGAAAUUGUAUCCCAUGAUCCAAGAUGGUGUGGACCCUGUUGAAGUGGAAGCAUUCCAGAAGUCUGUUUCAGAUUUGGCAAGGAGAGCAGAGGGACUCUCACAGGGACUAGAUCUUCUUACAAAGGAAGUUGAUGGCUUUUUUCAUGUAGUUUUAACUGGGCGUGAUGCUUUGCUCUGUAAUCUUAGAGAGUGUGGUACUGUCUCUGACACAAAGCUAGGUUGCAAAGUAGUAGAAAGAGUACAAUCUUAAUUAUGUCCAAGCUAUAUUCUCUCCUGUAUACAAACUGGUUUAGGUAUGGGGUUUUAUGUUUUCUUAUCAAUGAAAGUUCGCCAUAUUGUUCUGCUUAUUGUAUUAAGUACGGUGUGAGUUAUAGGGUAUGCUGUGUUAGUGUUCCAACAAUUUGUAUAUGUAUGUUGUACUGUGUGAUGUCAAUGUUAUAUAAAAGGAUAUGUUGUUUGCAGAAA
Quercus lobata is the source of this 1702-nucleotide messenger RNA. It is a transcript of the gene BPS2, whose product is annotated as BPS1-like protein. NCBI's taxonomy places the organism in Eukaryota, Viridiplantae, Streptophyta, Magnoliopsida, Fagales, Fagaceae. Gene Ontology annotation, biological process: shoot system development; root development. The transcript has 3 exons. Bases 429 to 1487 code for a protein of 352 amino acids. The record is from RefSeq and is a predicted model, not a curated record.